Messenger RNA from Salvelinus sp. IW2-2015, 1029 nucleotides. RefSeq names its product transducin beta-like protein 3. The record is from RefSeq and is a predicted model, not a curated record. Lineage: Eukaryota; Metazoa; Chordata; Actinopteri; Salmoniformes; Salmonidae. Gene Ontology annotation, biological process: endonucleolytic cleavage in 5'-ETS of tricistronic rRNA transcript (SSU-rRNA, 5.8S rRNA, LSU-rRNA); endonucleolytic cleavage to generate mature 5'-end of SSU-rRNA from (SSU-rRNA, 5.8S rRNA, LSU-rRNA). Gene Ontology annotation, molecular function: protein binding; U3 snoRNA binding. Gene Ontology annotation, cellular component: 90S preribosome; nucleolus.
GCCAAUCACCCUGUCGUGCUUUUUUCCCCCAAGCUCGCUGUCAUAUGACGUACAAUGUGAGAGACCGAAAGCCACCUCUUGAACAACACAUGUGGGGAUUUUGUUGAUCGGAGCUAAUGAAUUCUAACAACAAGUGAUCGAAAUCAGUUCAUCUGUCUUUAAACUGCAAAAUUGUGGGGGUUUACCCACGUCUUCCAAAGCAAGAUGGCAAAAAGCAAUCUCCAGUUCAAGACCAACUAUGCUGUUUCCAGCACUAUCGAACCAUUCUACAAGGGAGGAAAAGUACAGAUCAGUAAAGAUGAGAAAUUCAUAUUUUGUACGUGUGGCACACGUGUCAACGUCUUGCAAAUCGUUACAGGGAAGAUUGUUCACAGUAUUGAACAGGAUGAUCAGGAGGACAUUACAUCAUUCGCCCUCAGCCUUGAUGAUGAGAUCCUGGUAACAGCCAGCAAGGCUCUGCUGCUGAAGCAAUGGGACUGGAAGCAGGCCCAGUGCACGCGCUCCUGGAGGGCCAUCCACAAUGUGCCCAUUGCCAGCAUGACCUUUGACCCCACCUCCACRCUCCUGGCCACAGGAGGCUGUGAUGGCACCAUAAAGCUGUGGACGUGGUGAAGCAGUACUGUACGCACAACCUGAAGGGCUCCUCUGGGGUCGUACACCUGGUGGAGUUCCACCCAGACAUAAGUCUACUGCAGCUCUUCUCCUCAGCGUCAGACUGUGGCAUCAGGAUGUGGGACUGCGCUCCAGCCAGUGUCUGUGCGUGCUGCAGAGCCACUACAGCCCUGUCACCUCCCUGGCCUUCACCCCCGAUGGAGCCUCCAUGGUCAGCUCUGGCAGGGACAAGAUCUGCACAGUGUGGGAUCUGAAGAGCAGGACUGCCAGGAGACAGUGCCCGUCUAUGAGGCUGUGGAGUGUGUUGUGCUGCUCCCUGAGGACGAAGAUUUCUCUGAGAUCGGGGUGAAAACUAAAGAGAUCCACUUCAUCACAGCAGGCAGCAAAGGUAUGUGCUUACAGUCCCGCUCCUGGGUG